GUUCUCCCCACUUUUUCCGACUACAGCGGACCUUUAUAAGGCAAAACACAUUAAAGCGGAGUAACAUGACCAGUACACAGCUGAGGGGCUGGGAGGCCGUGUGGAGACAUAACCCGCUUUAAGAGAGAAGAAGGGGCAGAGGAUGUCCAGAGCUGACUGGUCCUUCCUGGAACACCUGCUGAAGGAGGGCCAAGAGUACUCAACUGCCAUUGGCCGGAUCUGGCUCACUGUGCUCUUCCUGUUUCGCAUGCUGGUUCUGGGAACAGCUGCUGAAUCGGCAUGGGAUGAUGAGCAAUCUGACUUUGUCUGCAACACGAGGCAACCUGGUUGCACAGCCGUCUGCUACGAUAAAGCCUUCCCCAUAUCCCACUUCCGUUACUUUGUCCUCCAGGUCAUAUUCGUCUCUACUCCUACGAUCUUCUACUUUGGAUACGUGGCUAUCCGAGGUGGGAAGGACCCAAAAACUAAAGAGAGCAGAGCUGAAAGUGAGAGUAAAAGAAGUGAAAUUGUAAAAGGGAGGGAAGGUAUAAGUGUGAAUAAAGAUAAGGCAGGACGUAAAGAGGAAGAAAACAAUUAUGGGAAUGGAAUAACAUCUAACAAGGCAUCUCCUGAGGAUCAACAACUGAAAGGGCGCCUUCUGAGGGCAUAUGCAUUCAGCAUCCUCGUAAAAAUCCUCCUAGAGGCUGGAUUUAUUGCCGGACUUUGGUUCCUUUAUGAUGGCUUUUUCAUUGCAGCCAAAUUUGAAUGCACAACAUCACCAUGUCCUCAUACUGUCGACUGCUUCGUCUCUCGGCCCACGGAGAAGACCAUCUUCACCAUCUACUCUCAGGUGAUAGCUGGCAUCUCCCUUUUACUCAACCUUAUUGAACUCAUCCACCUACUGAUAUUAGCCGUUUCUUAUCGACUGGAGAACCGGCAUCAGGACCACCUACCUCAAGCAAAGCGGGUACAAGAAACUCCAGCACUCCAAAUAGAGGUGUGCCAGGCUUGUAGUACUGGGAGGGAUAUCAGCGUCCACAUGCAGGGUGGGGAAGCAGAAUUGCCUGGUAACCCCUGUGAAAGCUACACUGAUGCAGUAAUAGAGGUUAACUGGGAAUCAGGAGAGACAAGGGACAACUUGCUUCCAAGCUAUGUGAACUGCAUGAAAUCUACACAUUCCAAACAAUUCACACAUUCAAAACAUUCACAUCAAACUGGGAAAUAUCUUAAAGGUGCCCAUAAGGGACAUACAAACCAAAAACACUAUGUUUGAUUGUAGCUUUGUGUACUUUUUUGGUUCUUGGCAUGUCUGCACAUGACACUUAACUUACAAGAGUACACAGUCUGAAGGAAAGUAGUACAACAACCACUGCACUGUGACCUCCAUGCAUCUAGGCAGACAGACAUUUGGCGAUUUUGUUUUUUGAUAAACAAAUCUAUUUAAAAUUAAACAUUUUGAGAAGCCCCUGCCAAAGACAAAAAAAGUGUUUCCAUUACAAGAUUUAGGUCAUAAGAUGCCUUCCUGCUAUGUUGAAUAGCAAUGUGAUGUGGAAAAAAUAAGCGGAGGGGUCUGACAAGGGAGCUUCUGAGUGUUUAUGCAAGGAAAUUUAGAUUUAAACAUACACUGCUCAAAAAAUUAAAGGGAACACUCCAAUAACACAUCCUAGAUCUGAAUGAAUAAAAUAUUUUCAUUGAAUACUUUGUUCUGUACAAAGUUGAAUGUGCUGACAACAAAAUCAC
Girardinichthys multiradiatus is the source of this 1719-nucleotide messenger RNA. It is a transcript of the gene gja4, whose product is annotated as gap junction protein alpha 4. Gene Ontology annotation, biological process: cell communication. The record is from RefSeq and is a predicted model, not a curated record. The transcript has 2 exons. Bases 143 to 1252 code for a protein of 369 amino acids. NCBI's taxonomy places the organism in Eukaryota, Metazoa, Chordata, Actinopteri, Cyprinodontiformes, Goodeidae. Gene Ontology annotation, cellular component: connexin complex.